Molecule: messenger RNA, 6946 nt
Organism: Pantherophis guttatus
Lineage: Eukaryota; Metazoa; Chordata; Lepidosauria; Squamata; Colubridae
Gene: INO80
Product: INO80 complex ATPase subunit
Biological process (GO): DNA-templated transcription; DNA repair; chromatin remodeling
Cellular component (GO): Ino80 complex; nucleus
Molecular function (GO): ATP-dependent chromatin remodeler activity; ATP hydrolysis activity; histone binding
Source: RefSeq, a predicted model, not a curated record
CUCAGACUCAACCAAUCGAGUGAUACGCGAAUCGUUUCUGGAUUACUUCUUUUGGGUUCUGUACGGGGACCGAGCACGGGAUAUGAACUUAAGGUCCUCAUGAAAGUUGCGGCGAAGCCCAUUGGGGAAUGUCGGCGUGUCUCUGCUCAGAGCACUAGCUGCGGGUGCCGCUUUCGAUUAUUCUGGCCUGGCUAUGGCGCCUCUCCUCCCCCCCGCCAUGGCUCCCCGUGUCCCUGCUCCUCUCCUCUCAGUGAGCGAAAGUGGCCGCCGCCGCCGUCCCAGCGCCCGCAGCCGCCGCCUCCUUCUCAGCAGCAAUAGCGCGGCCGCCAUCUUGUCGAAGCAGAAGUCGAAGGCGCCGCGGCAGGACACAGGCAGCGCCAACGCAGCAAGGGGCGAGAGGCCGGGAGGGAAAAGCGGGGCGGACAACUCAAGACCUACUCUCGGCCUAAGCCGAGCUACGCACGCAGCUGUGCGUUAGGAGACAUCUUUGCAUGAAGAGAGACUUGUUCUAUGGCCUCAGAGCUGGGUUCAGGAGAGGAUGGCAACUGCACGGAGCUGGCAACACCUCUCUAUCUGCGGUAUUUGGAGAAAGCUCUGCGAUUGGAUCACUUUUUGCGACAGACUUCUGCCAUCUUCAAUAGGACUGCAUCCAGUGAUGAAAGUGAGGAUGGAUUGGAUGACAAUCCUUUGCUUCCUCAGCCUGGGAGUCCCUUGAUGCAAGUGAAAGAAGAGCCUGUAACCUCAUUGCUUGGAGAACCUUCUGGAGCAGGAAGUUCAGGAAUGUUAAACACACAUUCACUCAAUGGAGUGUUACAAUCUGAGCCAAAAACAGAAAAAGGGAGUCUAUAUAACUUUUCCAAAUUGAAGAAAAGCAGAAAAUGGCUAAAGAGCAUUCUUCUGAGUGAUGACUCCAGUGACAGUGAAUCAGUAACUGAUGAAGAUGGGGAAGGAGAAGAAUUCACUCUUUCAAGAGAAGAACUUCACAAUAUGCUGCGAUUGCACAAGUACAAAAAACUGCAUCAAAAUAAAUACAGCAAAGAUAAAGAGUUGCAGCAGUAUCAGUAUUACAGUGCAGGUUUGCUGUCUACAUAUGAUCCUUAUUAUGAGCAACAGCGUCAUCUCAUAGGGCCGAAGAAAAAGAAGUUGAAAGAAGAAAAAAAAUUAAAAGCAAAAUUGAAAAAGGUGAAAAAAAAGAAAAGAAGGGAUGAAGACAUUUCGUCUGAGGAGUCACCACGACGUCAUCACCACCAGAUCAAAGUUUUUGCCAAGUUUUCUCAUGAUACCCCUCCACCAGGGUCUAAGAAAAAGCAUUUAUCCAUUGAACAAUUAAAUGCACGCCGGAGAAAAGUAUGGCUGAGCAUUGCUAAAAAGGAGCUGCCCAAGGCAUACAAGCAAAAAGUCUCUGCCCGAAAUUUAUUCUUGAGUAAUAGCAGAAAGCUGGCUCACCAGUGUAUGAGAGAAGUGCGUCGAGCAGCUAUUCAAGCCCAAAAGAAUUGCAAGGAAACUUUACCAAGGGCACGUCGGCUUACAAAGGAGAUGCUUCUGUAUUGGAAAAAAUAUGAAAAAGUGGAAAAAGAGCACCGCAAAAGAGCAGAGAAAGAAGCAUUGGAACAGCGCAAAUUGGAUGAGGAGAUGAGAGAAGCUAAAAGACAGCAGAGAAAACUUAACUUCCUGAUAACCCAAACGGAGUUGUAUGCCCACUUCAUGAGUCGCAAACGAGAUACAGGACAUGAUGGAAUUCAGGAAGAAAUUCUGAGGAAACUUGAAGAUAGUUCUAUCCAGAGACAGAUUGAUAUUGGUGGAGGAGUUGUUGUCAACAUUACUCAAGAGGAUUAUGAUAGUAACUAUUACAAGGUUCAGGCUUUGAAGAAUGCUGAAGAUGCUUUUCGAAUUCAUCAGGCCCAAACCAGAUCUUUUGACGAAGAUGCUAAGGAGAGCCGGGCAGCUGCACUUCGAGCUGCCAAUAAAUCUGGCACUGGCUUUGGAGAGAGCUACAGCCUUGCCAACCCUUCCAUCCGGGCAGGAGAGGACAUUCCACAGCCUACCAUUUUCAAUGGCAAAUUAAAAGGUUACCAAUUGAAAGGCAUGAAUUGGCUAGCCAACCUUUAUGAGCAGGGCAUCAAUGGUAUCCUAGCAGAUGAAAUGGGGCUGGGUAAAACUGUGCAGAGUAUUGCCUUAUUAGCGCAUCUGGCUGAGAGAGAGAACAUCUGGGGGCCCUUUUUAAUUAUUUCACCAGCUUCCACAUUAAACAACUGGCAUCAGGAAUUCGCCAGAUUUGUUCCAAGAUUUAAGGUGCUACCAUAUUGGGGAAAUCCCAAUGACCGAAAAGUGAUCAGGAAAUUCUGGAGUCAGAAGACUUUGUAUACUCAGGAUGCUUCUUUCCACGUAGUGAUCACCAGUUACCAACUUGUAGUCCAAGAUGUCAAGUAUUUUCAGCGGGUGAAAUGGCAAUAUAUGGUGUUGGAUGAAGCACAGGCACUCAAGAGUAGCUCCAGCGUCCGUUGGAAAAUUUUACUUCAGUUCCAAUGUCGAAACCGACUAUUGCUGACUGGAACACCCAUCCAAAACACUAUGGCUGAGCUCUGGGCUUUGCUUCAUUUCAUUAUGCCAACAUUGUUUGACUCCCAUGAAGAGUUCAAUGAGUGGUUUUCUAAAGAUAUUGAAAGCCAUGCGGAAAAUAAAUCUGCCAUUGAUGAGAAUCAACUGUCACGUUUGCACAUGAUCCUGAAACCUUUUAUGUUGAGAAGAAUCAAGAAAGAUGUGGAAAAUGAACUGUCAGACAAGAUCGAGAUUCUUAUGUAUUGCCAGCAGACCAGUCGACAGAAAUUAUUAUAUCAAGCUCUGAAGAAUAAGAUUUCAAUUGAUGACCUUUUACAAUCCUCCAUGGGCACUACUCAGCAAGCCCAGAACACUACUAGUAGCCUCAUGAACCUUGUCAUGCAGUUCAGGAAGGUCUGCAAUCAUCCAGAGCUCUUUGAGCGACAAGAAACAUGGUCUCCAUUUCACAUUUCACUAAAGCCAUAUCAGAUUUCAAAGUUUCUCUAUCGUCAUGGGCAGAUCAGGGUGUUUAACCAUUCACAGGACAGGUGGUUGCAGUUUUUACUUUCUCCUUUUGCACCAGACUACAUUCAACAGUCUCUGUUCCAUAGAAGAGGUGCUGAGAAAGGGAGUUGUUUCUCUUUCCUACGGUUUAUUGAUGUUUCUCCAGCAGAAUUGGCAAACCUUAUGCAUAAAGGACACCUAGCCAGAUGGUUAGCUCUUUUCCUGUCUCUGAAAGCCGCCUACAGGCUCCACCACUUUCGAUUCUGGAAGGAGCCAGAAAAAGAAGACCAGCGUCAGUCUCGGUAUCUGAAGAAUCAGGAUUUUGUGCUGGAUGUCAGCUUCCCACUCUCCCCACUCAACUUGCACAGCUGCACUUUGCUGCAGGGCCUUGUAUUCACAAGCCACUGUAAAGCAGUAAUCGGCCACUCGGAUUACAUUGUUCAUCAACAGCCAGCUACCUCAUGGAAACAGUAUUGUCAAAUCACAGAGCUGCCGUCCUUUCUGUCCGUUGUGAGCCCACGGGUAACAGCUGUUCCAUUGGAUUUCUAUUGCAAUGAUCGCAGUGCAGAGUAUGAGCGUAAAGCACUUAAAGAAGGAGGAACUCUUGAAGCAAAACAAUGUGUGUUUUAUGGAGCGCCUGAACUUGUAACCAGCUGGCUAAAACGAUGCUCUCAGUUGUUUCCUGAAGCCCCAGGAGGACUAUUGGGGCUCAAACCUCCAAACGGCUGGUCUUUCGUCAGGAUACCAGACAAAGAGAGCUUGAUCACAGACAGUGGAAAGCUUUAUGCUCUUGAUGUUCUAUUGACAAGGCUAAAAUCUCAAGGACACAGAGUCCUUAUCUACUCUCAGAUGACACGGAUGAUUGACUUAUUGGAGGAAUAUAUGGUUUAUAGGAAGCAUACAUACAUGCGGUUAGAUGGCUCCUCGAAAAUUUCAGAAAGAAGAGAUAUGGUAGCUGACUUUCAGAACAGGAAUGAUAUUUUUGUUUUCUUACUAAGCACGAGAGCUGGUGGUUUAGGCAUUAAUCUUACAGCUGCUGAUACAGUCAUUUUCUACGAUAGUGACUGGAAUCCAACAGUGGAUCAACAGGCUAUGGAUCGAGCUCACAGGUUGGGUCAGACAAAACAAGUCACUGUGUAUCGACUGAUUUGUAAAGGCACUAUUGAGGAGCGCAUCUUGCAAAGGGCUAAAGAAAAAAGUGAGAUUCAAAGGAUGGUGAUUUCAGGUGGCAAUUUCAAACCAGACACCUUGAAACCAAAGGAAGUUGUUAGUCUACUUCUGGAUGAUGAGGAACUUGAAAAAAAAUUGCGUCAACGUCAGGAGGAGAAACGGCAACAGGAAGAAACAAAUCGCGUCAAAGAGCGUAAACGUAAAAGGGAAAAGUAUGCUGAAAAGAAAAAGAAGGAAGAUGAGUUAGAUGGGAGAAAAAGGAAAGAAGGCAUCAAUCUUGUGGUCCCGUUUGUUCCAUCUGCAGAUAAUUCAAAUCUUUCAGCUGAUGGUGAUGAGUCUUUUGUUAGUGUGGAGUCUGCCAUGCCCAGCCCUUUCAGUGAGAUUUCCAUCAACAGUGAGUUGCACAUGGGUUCCAUCCCCCCUGAUGAGAGCAGCAAUGACAUGCUUGUGAUUGUAGAUGAUCCAGCAUCUUCUGCACCUCAGUCAAGAGCUACCAACUCCCCAGCUUCCGUCACUGGCUCUGUCUCUGACAACAUGAAUGGAAUUUCAGUACAAGAUUUGCCAGUCACAGGAAGAGGUCAUUCAGGUAGAAGUCGUGGUCGGCCCAAAGGUACAAACAGUGGAUCCAAAAGCACAACAAAAAGUCGGAGCCGAAAAUCAACUGCAGGAAGUGCAGCUGCCAUGGCGGGGGCUAAAGCAGGAGCAGCUGCUGCCUCAGCUGCAGCCUAUGCAGCCUAUGGGUACAACGUGUCUAAAGGUAUGCCUUCAGGUAGCCCUCUCCAGACUCCACUUAUACGACCUGCUGGACUUUCAGAUUUUGGAUUAUCAAGCGCCUCUUCCUCCUUGAGCAAAGGAAACAGUGUUUGUGGAUCCUCUAAGAACUUAAGCUUAGCCAGUUCCUUGGCACCAGAAACCCCUAUUCGAAAACAAUAUAAAGGAGCCCAUAUUUCAGGUGGGCGGUAGUAAUUUUGAAUCCCUGGAACCUAUACGUGUUCAUAUUGGCUUUCAAAGUAGCCCACGCCUACCAGCAAAAGGGUAUAUAGAUGAUGCCUUGUUUUCAUCCCAUGUGGGUGUGAAGAUUACUGCACUACUUGUCAAGAGGUGUUUUAUGUGCACUUUCAUGCAUAGUCCAGAUUUACUACCCUUUGCAGAAUUGUGAGGAAGAGGGUCUGAGACACGGGGAUGCUUGGGCUUAACUUUUCCAUUGAGGAUUUUUUUUUUGUAGCAUCCUACAAAUCAUGCAGGGAAAGAAUCCAACUUCCAUAUGGGACUGGCUGCAAGAUCUCCCCCUUCAUUCCUACUCAUACCAGCACCCUCUGCCCUCAUCUUUCAGGUUUCAUGGAAUUCAGCUUGGUUUUAAAAUAAAGAGAUCAGCAUAUAAACUUUGGAGGUGCUCUGUAGAUUCAGAGGAACCUUCUGCUCUGCGUCUUUUGGAAGAAGCUGUGGAGAAAUAAUUGGAUGGUUCUAAUGUGAUGAAUAGUGAGAUACCAUAAAGAAUAGAAUUCAGGUAAAAGGAGAGUUUUGCACUGUGUCCUAAAAAGGAUCUUUUGUCAAUAUCAUGCAUCUGGAUUACUAGACUACUGUUUUAUUAGUCAGCCCAACAGUAAAACAGGUUAGAGCUCUUCGUUAAUAGCAUUGCCAGCUCUGUAAUCAUAGAGUGGGGAAAAAACCUUUUAAGGUCAUAAUAUGCAGGAGUCAGAUUCAUCAACAUCUUUUAAGCUCCCUCACCCCUCCACCCUCCCCGAAUGUGUUUAUAUGAGUUUAAAGGUUUUAAAAUGGAAUGACAAUUUGUGAAUGACUCUAAAUAAGAAUAAAUCUGAGAGAGAGAAAACAUCACUAUUUCUCCUCUCAUUGUGCCAUAGAAAAGCUUUUGGAUGAUGAUUUAGGUACCACUGUUCACUGUAUUACACAAGAUGAAUAAUGCUGUUUUGUUUCCAUUCUGGUCCUAGUUAAAGUAAAACGUCAUUCAUUCCGAUUCAAUAUGUGUGUAUGUGCACACAGCUGGUCUUAUUUGUCAGCAGUGUCCAUAUCCUUCAGUAGGGUUGGGUUGGAUAGUUCCACUGUGGUGAUCUGGCACUGGUUGAAUGCUCUGUAAAACUAGUGAAGUUGUGAGAGAUUAAUGGUGCCAUUUGUGCAACUCUGCUCUGGUACUCCAUUCUGAAUGCACAAGAACCCUCUGCUUUAGCAUGAUAUGUAUACGGUCCUCAUUGCACUGAGAUGAAAGGGGGGGGGGGCAGUUCUCUUGCCUUCAUAUUGACAGUAAGUGGUUGUUGUUUUUUUCUGGGCAUUUCACCUUUCAAGGGAGAACCAGGUUACGAGGUGAAGAUCUUAGCUAAGUCAGCAAAGGAUUUUUCAGUCUCAUGCACCUUGCCUGGCAUCCCUCAGUGUAGAGCAAGUGCUUCCUGUUGACUUUGCUUCUGAUUUGCACACCUGAAAAUAGCAGAAAUGAGUUCAGUUAGAUUGAUUUCAGAAAAAAAAAUGGAGGGAUUAAUUGGGUGGGGAGGGAUAUUUAAGUUAAAUCAUGAAGAUUUUACCCCGCCCCCCUCAGAUUCACAUGUGUAUAUACAGUGUUUAGAGGGAAUCAAAAAAAUGCCAAGCCUUUUUUUUCCUCUUUGAAUGUGCUGUCUAUUUUUAUAACUGAACUUGUAUAUAUGUAUAAAAAGAGACACAUCUUUCUUUUACUAACUGGAGAAAAGAAUCUUAAAUAAAAUGGAGCAAGAUAAUUUUAUGUAAA